AAAGUUCAGGCUAAAGUUCAUAUUCUGGAUUUACAAGCCUGCUGGUUACUGGAAACUUACUUGAUUUGUGACAGCAUACUAGUGCAUGUUAGUGCUUGAAUUACUGUGGUGACGCUGAAAUUGGAUAAAACGUAACAGGGUUACGUUUCUAGUGCAAUUAUGUUUCGGUCAAGAACGGCUCGUGUAUUCGGACAUGGCCAAAUGUUCUUUCGUGGAGCUCUCGAGGCACUUCCGUUGAAAUCGACGCGGCGUCCAUCAGGCAUCAUCUUACUCAGCGGCGUCAGACAUCUGUCAUCCCAUCCGCUCUUCGCGCCUCAUAAGGAUUUGGUUCACGGUGUGUCGAGCCGAGGAAUCCAGACUGUUAACGAGCAUCGCAGGCCUAUGUUCACUGACCGCAGUCAGCUGAAGUACGCUCGCCGACUGGUCAUCAAGUUGGGGAGCGCUGUCAUCACUCGCGAGGACGAGCACGGCCUGGCCCUGGGAAGACUCGCAUCCAUUGUGGAACAGGUUGCCGAAUGCCAUCUGGAGGGUAGAGAAUGUAUCAUGGUGACGAGCGGUGCCGUGGCAUUUGGCAAGCAGAAGAUGGCGCAGGAACUCCUCAUGUCCCUCAGCAUGAGAGAAACACUGUCGCCGAAGGAUCAUACCAGAGAGGAUACUGGGAAAUUACUUGACGCACGAGCCGCCGCUGCGGUUGGACAAUCUGGCCUUAUGUCCCUGUAUGAAGCCAUGUUUGCCCAGUACGGUAUCAAGAUUGCGCAGGUCCUGGUUACUAAGCCGGACUUCUACAACGAGGAGACGCGGAGUAACCUCUUCAGCACGUUGUCGGAACUCAUUAGUCUCAACAUCGUGCCUAUUAUCAACACAAACGACGCUGUCACGCCCCCACCACAGAUAGACGAGGAGAUCGUUAAAGGUUCAGUCAAGAAUCGAAUGGGAGCAAUCAGCAUCAAGGACAACGACAGUCUGGCUGCAAUGCUGGCUGCAGAAGUACAGGCGGACUUGCUAGUCCUCAUGUCUGACGUAGACGGAAUAUACACGAAGCCCCCUUCGCAGGAGGGCGCACGGCUACUCUGCACAUACACCCCAGACAUGAAGGAUCUCGUCAAGUUCGGCAAGAAGUCGCGAGUCGGUACCGGAGGGAUGGAUUCCAAGGUAAAGUCAGCAGCGUGGGCCCUGGAUCGAGGAGUGUGUGUGGUGAUCUGCAAUGGUAUGCAGGACAACGCAAUAAAGACCAUUCUACGUGGAAGGCGAAUAGGCACCUUCUUCACCGGAAGUGGCAGCGGUGGGGAGCACGCUACUACAGACGUCCUUGCUGAGAACGCCAGGAUUGGUAGUCGGACUCUACUGGGGCUGGCCCCAGAAGAAAGGGCUACGUGUAUCUACACUCUAGCGGAUCUGUUACUUAGCAAAGAGAAGGAAAUCUUGGAAGCGAACGAAAAGGACCUAGCAGAGGCUACGAAGGGAGGACUGAGCAAGCCACUUCUGUCCAGACUGUCCCUUACGUCCCCCAAGCUGAGGAGCCUGACUACAGGCCUGCGUCAGAUCGCGGAAAACAGCCACAAUAACGUGAACAGAGUUCUGCGCAGGACCAGGCUGGCACCGGGUUUGGAUCUCACACAAGUCACCGUGCCUAUAGGAGUGCUAUUGGUUAUAUUCGAAUCCCGGCCAGACUGCCUUCCUCAGGUUGCCGCACUCGCCAUUAGUUCCGCUAACGGUUUGCUGCUGAAGGGAGGCAGCGAGGCAGCUCACAGCAACAGGGCGCUCAUGGACCUCGUGAGGCAGGCGUUGGAAGAAGUGGGCGCCAACAACGCCAUCUCACUGGUUUCAACUCGCGAGGAGAUCAGCGAUCUGCUGUCGCUAGAUGGGCACAUAGAUCUGGUCAUCCCUCGUGGAUCCACGGAGUUAGUGCGCUCAAUUCAGGAUCAAAGUCACCAUAUUCCCGUCAUGGGUCACGCAGAGGGCAUAUGUCACGUGUAUGUGGAUAAUGACGCAGACUUGGCCAAGGCCUUGAAAAUAAUUCGCGACUCGAAGUGUGAUUAUCCGGCAGCCUGCAACGCCAUGGAGACCCUGCUCCUACACGAGGACCUUGUGAAGAGCGGAGCGGCGUUCUUUACGGACGUAUGCACCAUGCUCAAGAGAGAAGGGGUGACCUUGUACUCGGGUCCCAAAUUGGCAGAGCAACUGACAUUUGGGCCGCCCCGCGCCAAGUCCCUCAAGACGGAGUACAGUGGCUUGGAGUGCACCAUAGAAGUCGUGAGUGGCCUGGAGCAGGCCGUGAACCACAUCCACACGUACGGAAGUGGCCACACCGAUGUCAUCGUGACGCAGAACGAGCAAAAGGCAUCGUAUUUCCAAAAUCAAGUAGACAGCGCAUGCGUAUUCGUUAAUGCUAGCACAAGAUUUGCUGACGGCUACAGGUUUGGUCUCGGUGCAGAAGUUGGUAUCAGCACGUCUCGCAUUCACGCCCGGGGCCCUAUGGGUGUGGAAGGGCUGCUGACCACAAAGUGGGUACUGAAGGGCGACGGUCACGCCGCGGCAGACUUCGCAGAGGGUGGUUCCAUGCAUUUCACCCACGAGUCUCUCCCCAUCAACUGAGGAACUCAGCACAGUCGAUAUCUUCACAUAAAUUAUUUUUAUUUCUUACAGUGCAAGGUGAAACAUUCGUCGAAAUCAAUCAUAAGCUUGAACUUAUAUGAAACCUCACGCGCAAACUUCUAUUUAGGUAGAUUUGUUUGAGGAUCUCCAGUUUUGUUUAAGAUUAUUUUAACUCUUUCUUUGCUAGUUUCCAAUUAAAGAAAUCUCCUUCAGUUUUUAUGUAUCUUAACUAGGGCUGAUCAAGUCAGAAUGCUGUUCGUGGCGGCAAAAGAUACAUCCGCUGCCCCCAAACCUCUCAGUUAAAGACAUCAAAUUUUCAAAACCUUAUCAUGAUGACCAAUACGAAAUUUCUAAACACUGUGGCGAAAACCGUCACUGGUGUAAUUUUUUAAAAUAGAUUUAUUUUAUUAUCGUAUAACUUGCAUGGAUUAAUACAAACUAAUGGUCACAGUAUAAAAACAAGAGAGAAGAAAAUUAUUUUACAUUUAACGAAAUGAAAAAAAAAAGCAAGAAAAAAUCCAGGUAGGUCCUUGGAAGAACUAAACUGUCGCAUCAGCGCAAAUAAUAAAAUAAAAUCUUUAUUAUUAAAUUCCAUGAAAAUUUAGUUACAAUUAUUGACAGUUGGUAAGACACGUUUUAUUUGCUACACUUAUCGAAUAAAAAAAUAAAUAUAAAUUCAUGCUUCUGAGUGAGAUAUCUCUAGAAAAUUUAGUGUUGUUCAGAUGUCGAACAUGAUUACCAAAUUAACUCUCUUAUAGAGUGUUAUCCAACAAACUUGCAAGGGAAUAAAGAUGAGUUUAGUGCAUUUCUAAAA
Cryptotermes secundus is the source of this 3409-nucleotide messenger RNA. It is a transcript of the gene P5CS, whose product is annotated as delta-1-pyrroline-5-carboxylate synthase. NCBI's taxonomy places the organism in Eukaryota, Metazoa, Arthropoda, Insecta, Blattodea, Kalotermitidae. The transcript is spliced from 16 exons. The record is from RefSeq and is a predicted model, not a curated record. Bases 160 to 2595 code for a protein of 811 amino acids. Gene Ontology annotation, cellular component: cytoplasm; mitochondrion. Gene Ontology annotation, molecular function: glutamate 5-kinase activity; ATP binding; glutamate-5-semialdehyde dehydrogenase (NADP+) activity.